Messenger RNA from Alternaria ethzedia, 843 nucleotides. RefSeq lists its product as uncharacterized. Lineage: Eukaryota; Fungi; Ascomycota; Dothideomycetes; Pleosporales; Pleosporaceae. The transcript has 2 exons. The coding region runs from base 1 to 843 and encodes 280 amino acids. The record is from RefSeq and is a predicted model, not a curated record.
AUGCCGAAACCUAAAUCGGGGCUACUUGAUGGCCACGUCAAAGGUUAUCCAAAGCUGGCCCGUCAAAUGGGCGUUUUUCCGGAAUCUGCUAUCUUCCGUAGCUUUGGUGCACUGAACGCGAAGAACUUGCUAUACCUGCAGGCGGAACUGACAUACUUGGAAGAGGCUUUACGAGACAUGGAAGUCAAAGACAACGCCAGUGCACAAGGGGAGAAAGCCCGGUAUUCUAGCGACUGGUUCUGGCUCGAAGUUUCAGCACAGGAAAGGGAUGGCGACGCAUCACAACUGAGCCUCAUCCUCAAGAUUCGAGAGAAGCUCAGGGAGUACAACGAGACAUUGUACUAUCAGGCAGUGAUUUACAAGCUCGAGCCUCCGGAUUACUUCGAUCUCAAAGAUGUCCAGGGCUUCAUUCGCAGCCCGGAGAUGGAAUUGCCGUUGGUUGGUCCGGACAGAAAUAUCUGGGGUAAAUACAAUGAUCCCACUGCUCACGCAGACGAUGGCUUGAUUGCUCUAUGCCCACGACAGCGAACCGAUGCGUUCUCAAGCAAGCUGUCUGAACACGCGGUCUAUGUGAUGCACUUCUUCAAGCGCAUUUUCGGGAAAGUCAAAAAGGGAAGCGUCACCUACGGUUAUCGCGACACUACAGUCUCCACGAUCACGUUUUGGGUUACAAGUAUGGUCGCAUCAGCAAUGCCUGUCAUAUCUAUCAUCGCGCUGGUGUAUAUUCCCACGCUGAAAGUGCGUUUGGCGGCUAUCGCUGGCUUCAACGCAUUGAUGUCGCUAUGUUUGCUCAUGUUCACGGAAGCAAGGAGGAUUGAUGUCUUCUCUAUCACUGCAGCGUAA